CAUCCAUCCAUCCAUCCAUGCGCCACACAUCCAUUCAUCGAUCCAUGCAUCCAUCCACCUUGAGAAAUCACCGUAAGUGCCCAAUAGGACACGCAACAUCAAGUCACGUCCUCUACACACUCCACACAUGGAUGGGAUUAGAUGUGUGUGGGGCCGGCCAGUGUGUGAGUGAGGGCGCAUACGUACACGCACGAACAGAUGAGGUGCCGCCGGCACGUAUGUGGUCGAUCGACAAAAGAAAACAAUAAAAACCGAGAGCAGGCGGCCAUUCCAAACGUCCAUCCAUCCAUUCAUUGUGUGCUGCCCGAGUGCCGGGCCCGUCGGCCAGGCGAGCUUGACGGCGGGCCAUCUCACACCGGGUUACGCACAACAAACAGACGAACAGACAUACAUACAGACAGACAGACACAAGGGAAGGUCAAGAGCGCCGCUCAGUGAAGAGCAGCGCAAGCACUCAAGGAGAGGCUAGCGGACAGACGGACAGAGGCCAAUCGACACAUACACACAGCAGCAGCAUGACCGCACACAACAACACCAUCCCACACCACACCACAGCAUACCAUACACACCCGCCCCCGACAAGCACACCACCACCACCCGGUUUUUUCGGUCAACGAGAACAGCGCCGACGCACAUAAGUAGACAGACGGGGAGAGGACAGCGACACACCACACCCAGGCACACAACAACAGCAACAACAACAACAACAACAAAAGAACCGGCCGCACAUCGGCGGCUAGAGGUGGAACGUAAUCAACACAAACGAAAACGGAGCAUCGUCACGACACUCGGCGAAAAACUCACAGUGUACGCACCAUACGGUACGAUGGGCAAAAGGAAAGUUAGGAUGAGGAGAACAAAAGGCAAGGGGUAGGGCUGCUGAAAAAAGACACGGAGGCAUGAAAGGAAAUCGAAAAAGGCAGGCAGCCGCUGCGGCUGCUCAAAAGGGAUACAAUACACUAAUUAAUGAACUAACGUACAUCCAUACCAUUAAAAAAAAAAAACAAGAAACAGCCAUCCUCUCCCGUCUGUCUACAUAUGGCUCAGCUGGUGGUGGCGGUGGGUGGUACACACAACGAAAAAGACAGGACACUCGGGCUUCCGUCCGGCCACACACCGGCGAGCGACAUACACAACACCAUGACGGCCCCGCCCAUAUGCCGUUGGUUCGUGUACCGCCACGUGUAAGUGUGGGGGCCAGCUGUCUGUCGUGUGCGUGAGCGCGCGUGUGUGGUGUUAGUUACCAUCGGCACGACCUCUCUCGAUUCAAUAAGUGGCAGCAGACAGCCAGGCGCCAAAUGCGUCCAUCCAUCCAUCGGUGAGUGAGUGAGGGAGCAAGGCAAGAAGGACAUCCAUACAUUGGAAAAACUGACAGCCAGCCAGCCAGCCAGCCAGCCAGGCAGACAGACCAUACAUACAGCACACCCGCAAGUGAGACUGUAAAAAGAUGGCCACGAGGGGCCGCGUGUGUGUAUGCGCGAGGGGGCAAGGAAAGAAGCACGUCGAUCCCCCAACCGACCGACCGACCUCAGCACGGAAUCCACGGCAUCCAUGGCGACCAUCCAUCCAUCCAUCCAUCCAUCCACACAUGAUGCAUACGAACACCCAGCCAGUCAGGCAGGAGGCAAGGUGCCGACCAAAAAUAGCAUCAUGCAGAGCCAAGUGAGUGGGUGGGAUUCAUCGAUCGUAUCAUACAUACCCGACGCAGUGGCGCCCACACACUGAGUAUGCAGGCACCACCAACACAGCACAGCUCACCGAUUAGACAAAUAGGAAGCCAGCCAUCAAUGCACUCGACAGGCGCAGGCAGGCACGCAUGUGUUGGAAACAGGCCAUCCAUCCAUCCAUCCACGAGAAACGUCUUCUGGACUGGACACCAGCCACUUGGCGCCCCAUACGUACGUGUCGUGUAUGCCUCACUACGGAUGGGUUAUGUGGACGGAAAUAGAUACUCUAGGGACUAGUGAGUGAUCGUGAUCGUGCCUCGGCAGCACCACAAGCAGCACAAGACACUGUCCAAAGAGAAGCAUGCACAAAGAGGUAUCACGACGAAGGAUACGGCUCUUCGCUGUACGGCACACAGCGAAAAACGCUGGCUGUGUUGAGGCGUCUCCGCCAUGCUCUCUCCCAGAUCUCUCUCUCACACGUGCGCACAUACACCCACACCCACAAAACGAGCCAUAUAUUGCAUCCAUCCGCCCAGUCCACUGACAGCCGAUAUCUAUCUAUCUGUGUUUGGCCGAGAUGGGAAGGGCGAGAAAGGCUAGCGAAGAGUCAGUCAACGAGGACACAAAUACAUUUCAUGUAUAUCCAUCAGCAAAUCGCCACGGCCACACCUGCCUCACUCACUCACUCACUCACUCACCCCAUAAAUACGUAAGUUGGUGCAUCCAGGCGGACGACAAACAGCCAUUCCACACACUCGACAAAGAGACGGCCAGACAGGCAGACAGACAGACAGGCAGCUGUGUAGGGCUCGUUUCGCAGCAACAGAUAUACCGGCUGGCAGGCACCAGCCAGACCAAGGGUAAAUUGCACGACAAAAACACACACAUAAAUCAACGAGUGACAUCGACAAAGAGGCACAGCUACACACAAAGAAACCCACAACAACGAGGACACGUGCGACAGCUAUCUCUGUGCUGUGCGUGCCUUUCUCUGGUGGGUGUUGAGAAGGACGGGCGCGGUGGGUGUGUUAACUCUACAGAGGCAGUCGUGGGAGUGCUGCCUGCUGGAUCCUCUCCUCUCUCUCUCUCUCUCUCUCCGGUAAGUAUCAGUCCAUGAAUGAAGGGAGCAAGGCACUAUCGUCAGAUCUAUCUGUGUGUGCGGGGGGAGGCAGGCAGGUACAUGCAGCCAGACAGCUAGCAGUAAGGCAGCAUCCAACCAUCCAUAUCAUAUCAUAUCUGUCACCUUUCCACCACCCACCCUCCCUCCCACCUCCCUCCCUCCCUCCUACCACACUCAGCCACUCACUGGGUUAUCCGAACACUCCUGACCGUCUUGGUCCACCUGCUGAUGGUGGUGUUGGCCGCACCCACAUAGGCCGCUGCCGCGCUGCACCGCCGCACCGUCUUUACCAUGUUGUACCCCUCAGACACCAACGAGUGGCCGUCGCCACGGACGAAUGAAGUGCACUCCACUGCGGCGCCAUCCUGGGACUGGUCGGCACGAGCAUCGUUCUGGCCGGGGGUGAUGGCCUGGUCGUCCUCCUUCGGCGCGCGCGGGGCGGAGAUCAGCGAGGGAGCAGCGGCGAACGGCUCUGCAACGGCACCAGAGGCGUCACACAACUCGACGUCGACGGCCUGCAGACAGAGACCAGCAAGAGCGACACGGGCAGUGCAGUGCCAUCCAUCCAUCGCUUUGCUGUGUGAGAAGAAGUGUGCAACACACCUUUGCUUGAUCGUCCUGAGGCCCGUUGACACCCGGUAGCACCACAACCCCCACCUCGUCAGAUCCCCCAUAGCCCACCGAGUAGCCCUCCCCCGACCUCUCGGCCUCGUCGAACACGAUGGCCACGGAGGACUCCCGUUCGGCAGGCGCGUCCUCUCGGCCGUCUGCGGCGGCAUGUUGGAUCUGCUUAUGCUCAAAUGGGGCGGGGAGGGGGGAAGGAGUGGAAGCAGACACGCCGUCCAGCUCACCACGAACAGCAGCAGCGGCUCUUGAACGGCCCUCGUCAACGACCUGACAGACCAAACAAUCAAGGCAACCACAUCCAUCCAUCCAUCCAUCCAUCCAUCCGAGUGUUGUGUUAUCAUGUGGGUGAGUCGACCUCACUCGUUCCCUCACCUGUGCAGAGCCGUCGGCAACCUCGUCAACAAUGCCCUCCACCUCACCCACCAUGACCACACCGUCGUCAACGGCAUCAUUGCCGACGAUCGCCAUAGGCGUCGACUCGCCGUUGUGUUGGGAGGGGGCGGGGAGGGGGGAGGAAGCACUAACAGACACGUGGAGCGCCGCAGCGUCCGGCUGGUCAGCAUGAGCGGCCACGAUGGCACACGAAGGGCCCUCGUCAGCACGACGAUACAACUGAAGACACACAGACAGACCCAAGGACCAACACAACACACACGUGCACCCACGGGUGUGGGUCGGCCUCACUCGUUGCCUCACCUGUGCAGAACCGUCGUCAACCUCGUCAACAACACCCACUACGACAUCGACAUCCCUAAUCCCCAACCCAUCCCCACCAUCCCCACCAAACCCACCCUCGCCAGCAGCCCUGCUACCCUCCUGCACCACCCCUUGGCGGCUCGUGUCGUACUGUGUCGUCAGGCGGGGGGCGGGGGAGGGGGACACACGCACUGCCGACGACUGACGGUGCAAGGCUGACUUGUCCACACCACCCGCUGCACGCCCCUUGUCGCCCACACGUGUGCCCUUCGUUACGUUGGCGCGGGUCGGCGGCUUGGGCGGCGGGGCCUUGCGGGCAACGGGACACUUCGCGCGACCUCCGGCGAGCUUGGGGUUGUUCUGGAGCAUCUCCCGAUAUGUCCUCAGCUCCUCCUCCUCGGCCCUCUGAUGUGCCCUCGCCUUUGCGGCCGCCCUCUCCCUCUGGCGCACAGCCGCUGCGGCCAUAUGAGGAUUGACGUCAGGUCGACCACUGGGCGGCUUGCUGGCGAUGCAUGCACCGCUGCCGAGUCCUGCAGGCCGCUGAGGACGGCACUGGUGGCCACUGCGAUGGUGCUGCGCCUUGCUGCUGGUGCCGGGGGGCCCUUUGGGGGGAUAUAUGCCGCAGCCCAUGUAGCUUGCGCGCCCCGACAGUCUGUAGUCCGCCACGAGACCGUUCUUCCUCACCGCCGCCGGCGGCAUGGUGGUGGAUAUGGCGCGAAACGACGAGAAAACUUAUCAAACACUGGCAACUGUUCUGUUGCUGCCUGCUCUUGCCGGCACUCCUCUUCUCGGCUGCUUUUUUC
Vitrella brassicaformis is the source of this 4913-nucleotide messenger RNA. The record is from the annotation of a GenBank genome assembly. Lineage: Eukaryota; Vitrellaceae.